AUGUCAUCGUCAUCGUAUUCGUCGCUACUCCCUCGCGAUCCCGUCUACGGAUUCCCACCAGAGGCUUUCGACACCUCCCUUCUUCCGGAUGUUGAUACUGAAUUCGUCAGCGCGCAAGACCUGGAAGCCUUUGAGAAGGCGCUUCAAGCUCCAGACCCCUUACAGAGCCCAACCGAUGAAACCGGCGCUCGAUCGCCGCGCAGUCCUAGUUCGUUCAGCGUGACAAAGAGAGCCUCACAGGUUGAAUCAGGGCUUGCCGACGACGUCGCUGCUGUCGCCGCAGCCGCAGAUGCUACCUCUGGAGGUUUUCCCCAACCGCAGAGCCAGGGAACGUUUAUCACAGCGCAAAACGACUGGGCGCCUGUCAACGAAAAGGUCUAUCGUCAUCGACGAGGUUCUAAACGAAAUAAGCGCAAACGCAGAAACGGAAAGGGGGCUGUCGAAGGUCUUUUAGGAACUCGAACCAAGGACGAGACCCGCGAAGGAUAUCUAUAUCAGCUUUCGAAAUGGCCACUACUCAUUUUCGUGUUCGCAUGGCUCGGUGGCCUUGCUGCCAUGUAUAUGUCGACAAGACUGUACAUCUGGGUGUAUGAGCACUUUUUCACAUGGAGAGGCCAGCGAGAAAGGCUCCGACGCAAUUUGCGACAUGCCUCGAAAUACGAGGACUGGGUGUCAGCUGCGAAGGAGUUGGACACUUAUCUAGGCCGACAAACGUGGAGGGAAGAGAACGACUUCGCAUACUACGACUCAAAGACUGCUCGACGAGUGUGGGAGCAGAUGAAAAAGACAAGACUUCGCGCUGAAGAACAAGAGAAUAAGAGUGAGAAGGACGAUGGGGGCAAGGCAGUGGGCGAGCUCAGGGCAUUGAUUGAGGCUUGCGUGAAGAACAACUUUGUUGGCAUUGAGAACGCUAGGUUGUACAGCCAGACAUAUUUUGGAACCAAGAACCUGGUGCAGAACUUCCUUGAUGAAGAGGAGAAAUGCAUCAAGUUCCUGGCUAGCACCAAACAGCUGGAGAUGGAGCAGAAACGAAUCCUUUUCAAGCACGUUUACGCCAACUACGGAAGAACAGCACUCUGUCUAUCUGGUGGUGCAGCCUUUGCUUACUAUCAUAUCGGUGUUGUUCGAGCACUGUUGGAUGCAAACCUGCUACCGGAUGUUAUCACUGGUACCAGUGGCGGCGCUUUGGUUGCGGCUCUGGUAGCUACUCGAACGAACGAGGAGCUUGACCAACUUCUUGUCCCGGCUCUUUCUGAACGCAUCAACGCUUGUCGCGAGUCUAUUACCACCUGGCUCCCGCGAUGGUGGAAGACCGGUGCUCGCUUCGAUUCUGUUGACUGGGCGCGACGAUGCGGCUGGUGGACCUACGGCUCCUUGACAUUCAAAGAGGCCUUUGAACGAACAGGCCGUAUUCUAAACGUCACUUGUGUCCCGGCCGAUCCCCACUCGCCUACAAUUCUAUGCAACUAUCUGACAAGCCCCGACUGUGUUAUUUGGUCUGCCGUAUUGGCAUCGGCUGCGGUUCCCGGAAUUCUCAACCCCGUUGUCCUCAUGAUGAAGACACGAGACGGAAGUCUAGAGCCGUAUUCCUUCGGACACAAGUGGAAGGAUGGCAGUCUGAGAACAGAUAUUCCCAUCAAGGCACUGAACACACAUUUCAACGUCAACUUUACCAUUGUCAGCCAGGUUAACCCUCAUAUCAACUUGUUCUUCUUUUCGUCUCGAGGUUCAGUCGGCCACCCAGUUACACACCGUAAGGGACGUGGAUGGCGAGGCGGCUACCUCAUGUCGGCCUUUGAACAUUAUCUCAAGUUGGAUAUGAACAAGUGGCUCAAAUUUAUCCGCCACGCGGAGUUGUUGCCACGACCUCUGGGCCAAGACUGGAGUCAGCUUUGGCUGCAGCAAUUCAGUGGAACCAUUACUAUUUGGCCCAAGUCACGAGUUUCGGACUUUUGGCAUAUUCUGAAUGAUCCCGACCCGCAUCGACUGUCACAUAUGAUCCACGAAGGAAAGCAGAGUGCUUUCCCCAAGCUCAAGUUUAUCGAGAACCGACUCAAGAUUGAGCGCUUGGUUGAGCGAGGACGUACAGACUCACGUCCGUGGGUGCGUCGAGGUAGCAUCCAGACUAUUCUGAGUGAAGAAGAUCUCCGAAGCAUUCUCGUAGAGGAGAUGGAGAACAGUGUGACGGAGGAGGAGACGGAUGGUGAUGAUCUUAGUGCUCUCGGCCUGGGGAUGACUGUGGCGGACGGUGAUGUCCUUUACGAAGAGCCAAAAGAGAAGAGUGAUUCUGAAGGCACUGACUAA
Molecule: messenger RNA, 2304 nt
Organism: Fusarium pseudograminearum CS3096
Lineage: Eukaryota; Fungi; Ascomycota; Sordariomycetes; Hypocreales; Nectriaceae
Exons: 2
Coding region: 1-2304 (767 amino acids)
Biological process (GO): lipid metabolic process
Molecular function (GO): triacylglycerol lipase activity
Source: RefSeq, a predicted model, not a curated record